This is a messenger RNA of Pediculus humanus corporis (human body louse), 2307 nucleotides long. RefSeq names its product protein transport protein Sec23A, putative. NCBI's taxonomy places the organism in Eukaryota, Metazoa, Arthropoda, Insecta, Psocodea, Pediculidae. Bases 1 to 2307 code for a protein of 768 amino acids. Gene Ontology annotation, cellular component: COPII vesicle coat; endoplasmic reticulum exit site. Gene Ontology annotation, biological process: endoplasmic reticulum to Golgi vesicle-mediated transport; COPII-coated vesicle budding; COPII-coated vesicle cargo loading. The record is from RefSeq and is a predicted model, not a curated record. Gene Ontology annotation, molecular function: zinc ion binding; GTPase activator activity. The transcript has 15 exons.
AUGGCUACAUACGAAGAAUUUAUUCAGCAAAAUGAAGAUAGAGAUGGUAUAAGAUUUACGUGGAAUGUUUGGCCUUCUAGUAGAGUUGAAGCAACAAAAUUAGUGGUGCCUCUUGGUUGUUUGUAUCAACCUCUCAAAGAACGGCCAGAUUUACCUCCUAUUCAAUAUGAUCCAGUAUUAUGUACACGAAAUACAUGCAGAGCAAUUUUAAAUCCUCUUUGUCAAGUCGAUUUUCAUGCAAAACUAUGGGUUUGCAAUUUUUGCUUCCAAAGAAAUCCAUUUCCACCUCAAUAUGCAGCAAUAUCAGAACAAAAUCAACCGGCCGAGUUGAUUCCGAUGUGUUCUACAAUUGAAUAUACUUUACUUAGAGCACAGUGUUUGCCCCCCAUUUUUCUUCUUGUAGUCGAUACAUGUGUAGAUGAUGAAGAACUGGGAGCUCUUAAAGAUUCACUUCAAAUGUCACUUAGUUUAUUACCUUCUAAUGCAUUAAUAGGUCUUAUUACAUUUGGAAGAAUGGUUCAGGUUCAUGAAUUAGGGUGUGAGGGUAUUUCAAAAAGUUAUGUCUUCUGUGGGACUAAAGAUUUAAAUGCUAAGCAAAUUCAAGAAAUGUUGGGUAUAGGACAGUAUUCUGCUGUUCAACAGCAAGGACCUCAAGCGAGAAAUCAUGGUCAACCACUCCCUCCAGCGAAUAAAUUUCUUCAACCGGUUCAUAAGUGCGAUAUGAGUUUAACCGAUUUGCUUGGAGAACUUCAAAGAGAUCCUUGGCCUGUCACUACGGGGAAAAGAUCACUUCGUUCUACUGGUGUUGCACUUUCCGUGGCUGUUGGUUUACUGGAGUGUACGUAUCCUAACACGGGAGCUAGAAUUAUGUUAUUUGUCGGAGGGCCUUGUUCUCAAGGUCCAGGUCAAGUUUUAGACGAUGAAUUAAAACAUCCAAUUCGUUCUCAUCAUGAUAUUCAAAAGGACAAUGCAAAAUAUUUAAAAAAGGCUACAAAACAUUAUGAAUCAUUGGCUAUGAGAGCAGCCACAAACGGUCAUGCGAUAGAUAUAUAUUCCUGUGCCUUAGACCAAACUGGUUUGCUAGAAAUGAAACAAUGUUGCACGUCGACGGGGGGUCACAUGGUUAUGGGAGAUUCAUUUAAUUCAUCGUUAUUUAAGCAAACCUAUCAGAGAGUUUUUACGAGGGAUCAAAAGGGAGAUUUAAAAAUGGCUUUUAACGGCACGAUCGAAGUCAAAUGUUCAAGAGAACUUAAAGUUUCCGGUGCCAUCGGUUGUUGUUUAUCCUUAAAUAUGAAAGGACCUUGCGUGUCCGACACAGAAACAGGAUUGGGAGGCACGUGUCAAUGGAAACUCUGCACUUUCACCCCAAAUUCCACUUGUUCGUUUUUUUUCGAAGUUGUUAAUCAACACGCUGCUCCCAUUCCUCAGGGAGGAAGAGGUUGCAUUCAAUUUAUAACUCAAUAUCAACAUGCCAACGGUCAGCGUAGAAUUCGAGUAACAACCGUUGCACGAAAUUGGGCUGAUGCCGGUGUUAAUUUACACCACAUAAGUGCGGGUUUCGAUCAAGAAGCGGCAGCCGUUUUAAUGGCUAGAAUGGUUGUUUACAGAGCGGAAACGGAAGAUGGUCCCGACGUUCUUAGAUGGGUUGAUAGAAUGCUGAUUAGAUUGUGUCAGAAAUUCGGAGAAUAUUCCAAGGAUGAUCCGAACAGUUUUAGACUGUCGGAAAAUUUUAGUCUUUAUCCACAAUUUAUGUAUCAUCUAAGGCGUUCACAUUUUUUACAAGUUUUUAACAAUAGCCCAGACGAAACUUCUUUUUAUAGGCAUAUGUUAAUGAAAGAAGAUUUGACUCAAUCUCUCAUAAUGAUUCAACCCAUUCUCUACAGUUACAGUUUCAACGGACCCCCAGAACCGGUUCUAUUAGAUUCCAGCAGCAUACAACCAGAUAGAAUAUUACUCAUGGAUACAUUUUUUCAAAUAUUAAUUUUCCACGGAGAAACCAUAGCUCAGUGGCGUGCGCAAAGAUACCAAGAUUUGCCAGAAUAUGAAAAUUUUAAACAAUUACUUCAGGCACCGGUCGACGAUGCACAGGAAAUUUUACAAACGAGAUUUCCAAUGCCCCGAUACAUCGAUACGGAACAGGGAGGUUCUCAGGCGAGAUUUUUACUGUCGAAAGUCAAUCCAUCUCAGACUCACAAUAACAUGUAUGCUUACGGAGGGGAAAGCGGAGCACCGGUACUCACUGAUGACGUCAGUUUACAAGUAUUCAUGGAGCAUUUGAAAAAAUUGGCCGUGUCGUCGACGGCAUAA